GAUCCCCGAAAAAGCAAACCGGGACUCUAAGGAAGCUGGUCCCAAGAACGCCCCCUGCCCAGCCCGCCUCUAGAUAACAAUCCUGUCCUAAUAAUAAAAGCUUAAAGCUGUUGAUGAUUUCAAGGCAUCUGAAAGUGAAGGAGGAACCCAUUAUCUCCCCAACAACCCCCACCCCGCCCGCCCCCAAGGCUGCCCGACUCCUCAAUUCCCAGCUCCUGGAAGGGCAGCGGGGGAGAUCCAACUCGGCUCUUCUAAUCGAGCCUGUGUGGCCAUCGGGUUCGGGGGCGAUUUGACUGCAGGCUUCUGCUGCUAGCUUUUCCCGUGGCGGUGGCGACCAAUCUGUGGAACGGGAAACGGAUCGAAAAAGAAACGGAAAAAAGAAGGAAAGGACAAGGAGCUGGUGGAAUCCUCUCUGACAGACGGACAGGCAGGCGGGCGGGCGAGAGAGAGCGCGGCGCGCUGCCUUCUCCUCCCGACCGCGUCCGUCCGCCUCAGAGAUCAGCAAGGGAAGAAAGCGCAGCUUAGGCGCUGGUGGUGGUGGUGGUGGUGGCGGCGGGGGCGGGGGCGGGGGUGGAGAGGAGGACCAAAACAAAGGCAGCGUUGCUGCCCUCGAUUGCACUCCCGUUAGGAGCAGCGCCGAGCGGAGGCAAAGGGGAACAUCGUCGUAAGCCCGGCUAGCGAAAGGGGAGGCAAGCUGAAGCGGGACACGGUUAGGCUGCUGGUCUGACCAGGAGGAUGGACAGGCGAGGAGGAGAAGGCUUCGCGUCGCUUCCUCCAAGGCGGGCUGUGCCAGACAUGUGAACUUCACCUACUCUCCGGAGGGGCAGAGGUCCCACCACCUCUAGGCGGCCAGAGCUCUUUACCACUUGGGAGGCAAUGGACGACGCCUCCUGAGAGCGACGACGCGCACGGGGAGGCGGCCAGGAGGAGAGCUGCGAAAGGCUGCCUCGCUAGACCUAAGCAGGAGUCUUGACUUGAGAGGGGAGGAUGAGAAGCCAGCGGGCACGACUGCCCUAAAGGAAAGGGGACGACUCUUGCUUCCACCCACCGGUCAUGUGGGCACCCAACUUGUAAACACAGCCCUUCGCCUUUUCACCCCUCACAGCCCCGCGCUGAAGAUGGAUUGCCUAGGUGGAGUCAUGCAGCCCCGAAGAAGAAGCAUAACGCUGAUCGUACUCCUGGAGUAUCUUCUCUUUGGCCAGCUUGGAGCAGAUUCAGUGAAGUUACGAGCCUUCCGUUGCGAUGGGCAUUCCUGCAAUCCUGCCGUGGGGAAUCUAGCGACAGGAAGAACUCCGGUCACGCUGACCACCUGUGGGCAGAACAGCACAGAACUCUACUGUUCUUACCCAGACCACAACCUCCUCCGCCAUGCUUCCCAAGGCUGUGGGCAGCCCCGCUGCACCAAGUGCAAUGCCAACCAGCCUGACAACUCUCACCUCCCUUACGACAUGACUGAUGACUUCUUUCUAAACCCUGCCACCUGGUGGCAGUCUGCACAAGGGGUUCACAGGGAGGAAAUCAGGCUGGAUCUGGAAACUGAGUUCUACCUGACCCAUGUCAUAGUCGUGUUCAAGUCCCCUCGCCCAGCAGCCAUGGUGCUGGAGAGGUCCCAGGAUUAUGGGCAGACAUGGCGACCUUACAAAUAUUUUUCGGUCAACUGUACAGCUACUUUUGGGCUCCCAGAUGAUACCACUGAAGAAGGGUCUGUGUGCACAUCCAGGUAUUCAGAUGCAGUGCCUUGCACCAGAGGGGAGGUAAUCUUUCGCGCCUUAACUCCAGCUAACAAGAUCGAAGACCCAUACAGUCCUGAAGCACAAGACCUUUUGAAACUCACCAAUUUGCGGCUUCUCUUAUUAAAGAAACAAGAGUGUCCUUGCCAAGGCUCAAGACUGCUAGAGAAACCUCACCGAUUUGCCCACUAUGCCAUCUAUGAUCUAAUUGUCCGGGGCAGUUGCUUUUGUAAUGGUCAUGCAGAAGAAUGUCAACUAGCCAAUGGGACAGGAGCCAUCGACAAUAUGGUCCAUGGGAAGUGCAUGUGCAGGCAUAACACUGCAGGACACCAUUGUGAGAGGUGUGCCCCACUAUACAAUGAUCGGCCAUGGGAGCCAGGCGAUGGAAAAACUGGGGCACCAAAUGAAUGCAGAAAGUGCCGCUGUCACAACCACGCCGAUAGCUGCCAUUUUGACCUGAGCACCUGGCUGGCAUCAGGAAAGAAGAGUGGCGGCAUCUGUGACAACUGCAAGCACAACACAGAGGGCUCCCGGUGUCAAAGGUGCAGGCCUGGUUUUUAUAAAGACAGAGGAAAACCUAUGUCCUCCCCAGAGAUUUGCAAACCUUGUGCUUGCCAACCUGUGGGCUCAGUGAACACAACCUUGAACCAGAGCUGGAAAUGCCACCCAAAGACAGGAUUUUGCUUCUGCAAGCCUGGCGUUGCAGGCCCCAAAUGUGACAGGUGCCUCUUGGGAUAUUGGGGCUUUGGAGAAACUGGCUGCCGACCGUGUGACUGUGCCAGGGAUUGUGACAAGCAGACUGGAGAGUGUCUUACUAGUUAUGACAAUCAGGCUUUUUUCAAUAUUCCCAUUGGUGGGAAAAUCCCUGACCUCAUUCAAACACCAGCCAAUGAAACUGAAGACGAAUGGCAAUGGAAUGACCAUGAGCAGGGAUUUUCAGCACUGAGACAUCCAGAAAAGUGUGUAUGCAAAGAGAGAAUCCUUGGAAGUGUCACCACUUUCUGCCAAAUGAAAUAUGCUUAUGUAAUAAAAGCAAAGAUCCUCUCUGCUCAUGACAAAGGAACCCAUGCUGAAGUAGUUGUGAAGGUGAAAAAGGUACUGAAGUCAGGCAAAGUGAAGAUUACCCGCAGUAACAGAAGUAUCUAUCCAGAGUCUUGGACCAACAGGGGAUGCACAUGUCCUAUUCUUAACCCUGGUGUAGACUACCUGAUAGCAGGACAGGAAGACACACGGACCAACAAACUCCUAGUGAACAUGAACAGCCUGGUGAAGCCCUGGAAAGCUCACUGGGGGAAACUUGUAGCAGAUAUGCUUCGGACUGGAUGCAAAUAGCAUCUCCUUUCAAAGUGAGAGCCAUGAACUUUACAUGUAAUAUUGCCGCAAAUGGCCUAGUUAGUUCUCUUACUGUCAAUCAGUACAUUCCUAGCAAAGGGGAAUUUAAAAACAGAUUCACUUUCCCCCCCUCCCGUUGUGUGUUUUAGAAGGAACCCAUUGCCAAGACUGCUUUCUUCCAUGAAUCCAAGAACAACCCCACCACUCAAUUCCAAACACCAAACCUUCCAUUCUUAACUUAACUGUAAAUUGUUGUACUCAUGGGAAACUCCAGCGCACAGUUUCUAGCUUGACUCCACAGCUAUCCAGAGCUUUUGCCUCCCAUGGCCAAAGCUACAACUGCAAGUUACACUAUAAGCUGAUGCUUCCAAAAGUCAACCCAAUAUGCAUAUUUACUGUGUAGCUGCUGAACUAGAGUACUUUUUCCUAUGGGAUCAUGUUCUUGAAGUGGCCAUAAAAGCAGCAACAACCAUGUUGAACUUUAGAGCUGCAAAAUUCAAAAUGGUUGCUCUAUCCUACAGCUCUUGCUUUAAUUUAACAACCCUUUUCUUUUAAGCUCACCAAGUAACCUAUAAUACAUAAAGCAUUUGGGUUCCUAGAGUGUACAUGUGCCCCAUUGAUGUUCGCACUGGAGAUUCUGGAGAUUUAUGUUGUCUGUGUUUGCCCUUUGCAGGAGAGGCACUCAGACAGGCAGAGCCUGUGAAAGGGUAGGAGAGGCUCGAAAGGUUCCAGGGCUAUCUCUGCAGGCAUUCUGUGGUGGGGCAGGGAACACAACUGGGGUCUGAUCCUGCAGGCAGGAGUCUCCAUGGACUUCCCUUUUGCUCUUCUGCAGAGCUUGUGGGGAAAGGCCAGUGUUACAAACACAUGGGCCCAUGCGUUUGCCUCCUGUGGGAUGCAGCUCUCACAAUGUGUGCAUCAGGCUCAACAAUAGUUCUGGUUUUAAUACCGAGUCAACUUGGGCUCCUCAGUCCUCUUCUCCCAUUCCCCCCUCUCAACAGCUUGUAUCAUGCAAGUUUCACAAGGAUGACUGCUUUGAAGAACGUUUGGGUCACUGCAGUUUCCUUUGUAAAGGAAAAAUGAAGCACCAACCCACAAUUCUAUGUCCAAGCAGAAAUAGUAGCACUGGAAGUCUGCUUGCUGUGGGGUUGGACAGCUCAUUAAAGCAUUACGGAGAAGAUUACAGUGUAAUAAGAUGUACCAAACUGAUUUAGAGGAAAUCCUGGCUACUUCUGGGACAGCCACAAGUCACUCUUUCCAAGACAACUGAUUCCAUUCCUUUCCAAAUUCUGUUCUGCUAAUUCUUCAUGUAAAAACAUUCAAGUUGCCAGUUUCCUUCUUGUUGCUAUUGGGAGGCCAUGCUAUUGGGAGGCCAUGGGAGGCAUGUGAGCUCUGCACAUGCUCACAUGUUGCUCUGCACAAAAUUGAUCAAAAUGAUAUCUUCCCCAAAACAAAACAAGGUCAUUGCCACUCUUUACUUGCCUGCUAGGGCCUUCCUCAGUGAGAACAGAGUUAUGAAAAAGUUGGAUCAUAGUAUGACUCCUGUUAAUUGGGUAAAGGGGCAUCUUUUAACGUGGUGGCACAUCUAGCAGGGAGAGAGCAACUGUCCCUAUUCAGCCUCAAGGAGUGCCUCCAGUGACUGUUGCUGGUGUUCCCUUUGUGUUUCUUUUUUUCUAGAUUAUAAGUCCCUUUGGGACUGGGAAUCGUCUUCUCACUCCUUUUAGAAUGUAAACUCCUUCGAUAACUUCUUGUUGUUGGAAAGUGGUAUAUUUAAAAUGAGAACAUCUAUUGAUCUCUGGAUGCCGAGCAGCAGAAAUAUGCCGAGCAGCAGGAAUUAGCAACAUGUCCAUGUACUGCUCAACCUUGGCCCUCCUGCAGAUGUUGGCCUACAACUCCCACCAUCCCUGACUAUGGCCACCGUGGCUGGGGAUGCUGGGAGCUGUAGUCCAAAAACAGCUGGAGAGCUGAUGUUGAGCAGCCCUGAUGUACAAACACAAGUGUCAGUUGUAGAGAUGUUAAAGACCAUGGUAUAACAGGGUCAACCAGCUGCCCGAGACCUCAGCAGCACAGCCUUGGUGACAGCACUCCCAAGCACAGCCUCUCUCUUCCUCAAGUUGCACACUUGCCUCAUCCCAUCCAAAUGACAUAACCCCCCUCGUCACUAAGUCCAGUAAUUCUGUCAAGUGUCUGUCACACUGCAUGGGGGUGCUGACCCCUAUUCAGGAGGCAUAGAAGAUGGCUAUUGCUUGCUCUGACUGAGGCAGGUAAGCAACACUUAACUUCCUGACCAGUCAACACACACAAGACUAUACUGGAGAAAACUAUUAUUAAAAUAUAUAUACAUACAUACACAUUCCAAAAAGAAAAAAGAAGAAACACCAAACCAUUCUCAAACUAAGCAUUUCACAUGGCAGAAGAAAUGAGAAGAUGGUGCCCUGUCUCCAAAGUGUGCAUAAUCUAAAAAGCAACUCAAAGGACACACCAACAACAGGAGAGACACAAUGCUGGACUGAACCAGGACAGUUUUGCUCCUCAUGCUGAACACCACCACCAAUAGCACCUUGCCCUAUUGAUCCCUGCAUGUUAAGCUAGCAUAAGAGAGCAGGCAUACAACUCUGCUAUCCCAUGCACUAACCAAGAGGCAAGUGGAUACCAUUCAACUUCCUGGUCAGUCAAGGUGCACACAUACUCAAAACUGUACUGGAGGAAAGUCAGGGAAGUGGGGGGGCUCCUUGACUUCACCGCAUCUGCUUGUGUUACCUCAGUGUUCUGUAGUCAGCAGAGUACAGCUGUGAUUAAAUUAUUCUAGCUUCUAUGGCCUUUCAUACACAAAGUGGCCAUCACCAGAUUCACGUUUCCCAAAGCAUGUCGUCAAUUACAUACAGCAGUGUGGAUGGGACCGUGGCUCACACCCAGCACAGGGGAUCGUUUCCCAUGGGUGUCAUGUCACACAACUGUGUGCCUGGAGCUCUUCUGAUGGAUUGAGGCUACCCUGCAGCGCAGCCCCAUCAGCAGUGCUUAUGAACCCAAGCCACAAACGGUCCCUUGUGCUGUACAUGACAGUCUUAAUGACCGAGGGGAAGACUUCAGCUGCAUAUAAAGUAGAAACCCAGCAGGAUUUGCUGCAGUUUAUUCCUGUGUGGCCCAAGUCUGGCUAACUGCUGCCUUCACAACACAGUAGACAGGUGUACUGUCCUACACAUUAGCCUUAUUCCCAUGAUAAGGAGACAGUAUGCACACUAGAGGCCCUGCCUGGCCCCUCUCCCUCACACUCACACAUGGGAAGAGACGACUGCUGCAAGCAUGACUGACCUGACCAGAGUGUGAGUAACAUGCCAGUAUAGGGGUGGGUGGGUUUGCCGCCGCUCUUUCAGAGGCUGCACACAAGUACAGCUGCCUCCUUAAUAACAUGUAAACAGGGCUACUGAACACUGGGUUCAGCCGUCUCUCACCCCUUCCUCCCUUUUUAGCGGAUAGGGCAGAUGUCAUGUGUGCCUUUAAAAAUAAAAGCACUGUAUGCACAUACAGUGAGGUGUACAUGUCAUGUAUUCCCUCCUCCCUUUCAAAACAAAGUCGUUUUUUAAGAUUGAAAGCCUGCUCUGGUCAGUCAGCCGCAGAAACUAACCAUACACACUACUGACUAGCCAGAGCAGGCUUUCAAUCUUUUAAAAACUCAUUUCGUUUUGGAAGGGAGGUGGGAAUACAUGGACAUCUCACAGGUCUUCCAAUCCAGAAUUAUUUGCAAUCCUACAGAGAAGUUGGUACAUCUGUACAAAAGGGAAAAUGUGCACUUCUGCAACAGCUGAACUUCUGAAACAAUAUACAGUACUUUUAAUAAACGCCAUGCAGUAAUUGGAAUUUGAGGCACCUCCAUGCCCUUAAGGGAACACAAGUCUCAGGUCAAACUUUGUCUUCAGCUUUGAGAGAUAGCGAGGCUAUUCUCACGUGCAUCCUAACCCAGGUUAGGGAUCAAGCCUAAUCCCAGUGGGGUGGUGCUGCCAAGCCCCAUGUUGAAACCUGGCUCUCAGCCGGGAUUAAGGGCUCAAGUGAGCCCUUAACCCGGGCUCCAGGAUCAUGUGUUGGCUGGGGCUAUGUUCAGCCACACCGGAGACAGAGACAGGCACCUAGAGCGCCCGUCUCCUGGGGGAAUCCUCCAAUGCAUUGCACAUGUUGCACAGUGCAUUGUGGGAUAUCCAUAGGCCGGGACAUGUCCAUGCUCCCAGCAACAGACCAGCACUCAUUGGGGGGAAAGGCAAUUUCAACCAGCCUCCCCCACCUGCCCGGUCGUGUCAACAACCUAACAACUCAAUGCCAAUCUGUCAAAAUAAGGAGGAAGGGGGGGAAGGCAGAGGAAAAAGAUGUGUAUUCCUUAGCACUGCCCAGAACAUAUAACAGAUAUCGACCAAGCUGAGUGAAUGUUGAAGACUAUCAUCCCAAGUAAGGCAUCUAUAGCAGAUACAUAUUUUGGUCAUUUGUGAUGAAAAAAUAAUAUGCCGCAUUUGCACAGUAUUUGUCCCAGAAAAGUUUCCUUUGAAUGCCACUCCGUCACUGCAAAAUAAGUCACUCUUAAGUUCACCUAAAAACUUAGAAGAGAAAGUUUAUCUCUGGGGUAGGAGGACAAAAGUGGCUGAUACAACACACGACUAACAACUUGCAAUUAACAGGCCAAGGUCUUUCACAUACUAUUUGUCAUUUCUUUCCUUUUAUUUAGGAAUCAAUAUGCAUUUCAGCUAAUCUAUGAGUAGAUGACAUUUUUUCCAGAUGCUCGCCAUUUUUACUAAAAGUUAAGUUGCAUACAUUGUUGUAAACGAUACAUAUAUAUUAUAUUGACUGAAUGUAACAGGAUUUCCUCACAUUUUGCUCUGACCAGGAACUUUCAGUCAGCCAAAGAACUAGACUGACUAAAUAUUGCUGAACCUAAGGUUAUUCGUUCAUAUAAAAAAAAUCUGUUCAAA
This is a messenger RNA of Hemicordylus capensis (graceful crag lizard), 8014 nucleotides long. Its product is annotated as netrin-4-like. Gene Ontology annotation, biological process: basement membrane assembly; cell migration; substrate adhesion-dependent cell spreading. Gene Ontology annotation, molecular function: protein binding. The transcript is spliced from 10 exons. The record is from RefSeq and is a predicted model, not a curated record. The coding region runs from base 1119 to 3062 and encodes 647 amino acids. NCBI's taxonomy places the organism in Eukaryota, Metazoa, Chordata, Lepidosauria, Squamata, Cordylidae. Gene Ontology annotation, cellular component: laminin trimer.